Callorhinchus milii (elephant shark) is the source of this 1975-nucleotide messenger RNA. RefSeq lists its product as uncharacterized. Bases 107 to 1618 code for a protein of 503 amino acids. The record is from RefSeq and is a predicted model, not a curated record. The transcript has 5 exons. NCBI's taxonomy places the organism in Eukaryota, Metazoa, Chordata, Chondrichthyes, Chimaeriformes, Callorhinchidae.
UCUUUGCCCACACACCCACAUUUCCCCCCCUUUUUUUUUCUCACUCCAUUCCUAGUUCUCCUCCACCACUACCACCACCACCCUCCUCCUCCCUCCUCCCUCCCCAAUGGCUCAGGAGGCUGAGGACCAUGAUCAGCAGGAAAUGGUGGCGGAUUUGGGGAGCAAGGACCCAGGUACAGAUGUGUACUUGUGGGAGUUGAGUGCCACAGACAACGGGAAAAACAGAGAGACCCUGCAGGAAGCUUUUCGGAAAUUUAGGAAGAAACGUCAGGAGAAAUUGCGGAAUGUAAAAUCGAUACGUGUAAACCCCCAUUCGGUGCAGAAUGAGGUUCAGUUAUGGGAAUUACGGCAAAAAUUCAUUGAGCAAGCAAAGCACUACAUUGGUGUGCCAUAUGCAAAGAAGUUCCAUGACCCAGGAACUCCGGAGUAUGAAUCACCUUUGUUUCUGGAUUCCUGCGGGCUGGUGAAAAGAAUUGUGCGAGACCUGAGGGAUGACUUUGGAUUUACUAUUGGACAUGGGAACCAGAGUUACUUGUAUGACACGCUGCCCAACAUAAGGACCCAGGAGACUAUGCAGCCAGGGGACCUUGUCUUCAUCUCAGGCAAAAAUUUGAACCCCAAAGCCAAAUUGCAGUUCCAUGACAUUGUGCACGUUGAGAUCUGGUUUGGAGAUGGAGAGAAGACACUUGGUGCCCGCUUGAGGAAUGGCGGGGUGCAGAUUUUUGAUUCCUACAAGUUUGACUCUCCCCUUUAUGAGAAUAUGGAAUAUCACUUCAAAUCAAUUGACACGUGGCUACAAGGAAACUGUGUGAGCCACUGCAGCGAACAUAAGGGGGAUUCGACAACCCACAUUCCUGGCAAGUGGUCGAUCUUUGCCUUGGAGCAUGCCGAUGAGAUGGCGGAAGAUGACACUGAAGAUAUAGAAGCCGACAAUACGGCAACUGCAGACGAAACAUUGCAAGACAGCAAAACAGAGCCACCUGACCACAACAUGACAAUUUCUGCACAAGUACAGAAUAAUCCCAGAGAGGUGAUACCGAAGAUCCCAAUCCAGACAAGGAAUGAAAUUAAGGAAACAAGAAAUGGGGAGUCAUUCAAAAUAUCCGACACUAUUUCCCCACCAACUUUAGACAGUUCGGUGCGUGCUCAGAAUAAUCCUACAGAGAUGAGACCCCAAAUCCCCAAACAGACAAUGAAUGAAACAUCUGACUCCAUUUCUGAUAUUGUCUUAACUGGCAAUACGGAGAGCACAGAUAAUUCAAUCAUACAUGUAAUUUAUUCAAAAACUGACUCCUCCGAGAGAAGUUCCAGUGCAAACAGCUCAAUCCCCAAUCCUGAACAAGUGACCCAAUGUAUGAAAUGCAAUUUAAGAACAGACAAAGACAGGAACGUUCCACAGGAACCCGGGUCAGAGCUGAGCGGAGUAGAACAAGAUGAGAAGGAAGAACCGAGCCAGACAGCACAGACCAGUCAGGUAGCAAGCUCUUCAUCCUUAAUUGCAAGCAAUUCAAACGCGUACGCUGUAAGAUUUCUGCAACAUGAAUUGCUCUAUAUUUUUUGCCCAUUGUUCCUAGCCUUUGCCCUUGAGCUCCUGGCAGUUUAUCUGUUUUUGCUGUAAGCAAAUAGCAAUACACAAUUUGGGUGUAACUAGACCAGUUCAUAAUUUAGUUUGAUUGUGUUAACAAUAUUUCAAAUACAAUCUGUCCCAAUUAAGUUGUAUACUUCUUUUUUUCUUUCUUUCAUAUUUUUCUGUUGCAAAUGUUCUUCGGUUUCAACAUGCAUUCAUAUAUUGUUUUCAAAGUUUACAGUCAAUACAGGACCCUUGCUUCAACAAUGAUUUGUGACGAAUAAUUCCUCAUCCCAACCACUUUUGGGGGUAAAUAGUUUUUCUCUCUUUAAUUCUUUCUGUGAUUUGCUUAAUUAUUCUUUUUCACUGGGAUUCUUCCCAUGUGGCUUCUGUAUUCCAGCAAACCAA